Molecule: messenger RNA, 614 nt
Organism: Pelobates fuscus (common spadefoot toad)
Lineage: Eukaryota; Metazoa; Chordata; Amphibia; Anura; Pelobatidae
Product: cocaine- and amphetamine-regulated transcript protein-like
Exons: 3
Coding region: 10-333 (107 amino acids)
Biological process (GO): cellular response to starvation; G protein-coupled receptor signaling pathway; negative regulation of appetite
Molecular function (GO): neuropeptide hormone activity
Source: RefSeq, a predicted model, not a curated record
UUCAGCAUCAUGGUGAACAGACGUCUACCCUUAAUCUGUGCCUCUCUAUCUCUACUCCUGCUUCUUGUUUACAGUGAGGAGUCAGUGGUAGUCAGAUCCACCGAGAUCUCAGACAACAGUAGUCAAGAGGAAAAGGAAUUGAUAGAUGCUUUACAAGAAGUCCUGGAGAAACUGAAGAGCAAACGGAUCCUUCCUCUGGACAAAAAACUGGGCUGGGUACCAUCGUGUGAUGCUGGCGAGCAAUGUGCAGUGCGUAAAGGGGCAAGGAUUGGAAAACUCUGCAAUUGUCCAAGAGGGACCGCUUGCAAUUUCUACAUCCUGAAAUGUUUGUGAAAGAAUGAAAACAAGAGACAGAGAAGAAGAGCAAGAAUGUAGUAGUUGAGGGAUCAUUCCCUGAUUUCUCUCACAUUUUCCAUCAUUCAAUCUCCCCUAAAAUCCUUCUUUAUUCUGUUAAAAAUAAAGGAAUCUUCUAAACCCAUUGGGCCAAUUUACAUCUAAUUCACAAAGGGUAAACAGAACAGACUUGAAAUAAAAUUGUUUCUUUGCUCACCAUUGAGUUCCUAUAUACUGUUUAAUUGCACACACCUAUGUCUGUAUCUGUACUGUGCAUUGGU